Cylicocyclus nassatus is the source of this 1134-nucleotide messenger RNA. The record is from the annotation of a GenBank genome assembly. NCBI's taxonomy places the organism in Eukaryota, Metazoa, Nematoda, Chromadorea, Rhabditida, Strongylidae.
AUGACAGAUUUCCUUGUUCACCUGGAAGAGGUCAUUCCACAGCUUGAGCACAUUCUCUUUCCGAUUAUUGAAUCCGAUCGAUUCCGAUUCUCCUCAAUUCCAUGGAAGUUCUCAGCUUCGAACUCUCCUAAAAAGAUUAGUAACCCAUGCUGCGUGCGGUUGCACAUCUCAGCCUUCGAAGACUUGGAUUCGAAAGUCGGACUCGAUCAACUCGGAGCCGCCGCUCUCUGUCCAUCUCCAUUAUGCACUGCAUCCCUCGUCGGGUACUGGUAUUGCAUAAAGGAACUGCAAGCUGUAGAAGAUCUUACCACCGUGAACGUCAAGUUCGUACAAACUGCUAUGUGUCUUGUCAAGCAACUCUGGCAUGAAAUGUCAGACAGCAUGUUUACGUUAAAAGCACAUAAUCUAUUUGACCAUUGCGUUCUCGAAGAAGUUGAACUAUACGGCAGUCCUUAUGUAUGGAGCGCAGCCCCAUUCGAAUUUAUUCACCGCAUUCUGCAAGUUCCGCAUAAUCAGUAUGUAUCGUACUCCAAUGACAGAAUUCUUAAUAGGUACGAAGUGAUUUCAAUAGCUCCAGGCAACGAGAAUAUUGCUGGCGCUGCAACUUGGCAACCAUCAACAUCCAGACUAAAGUCUCCGCCUACAUACGCCGAAUUGCGCCCUUUUAGACCUCAAAAUCAGGAUUAUGCAAACGAUGAGAUCCCGGCUUUAUCAAGUCCGUAUGCAGGGGAAGUAUCGAGAAUCCUAUCGCCGGAGACGAGCAUGUCAUCGCAUUACACGACAAAUUUCAUAGUGGAAGCAAGGGGGCUAGGUCAACGAGAGCUCAGUAGUUGGAGGUUUGAAGGUCUGAAGUGUUCUGAUAACGCGUUUUGGCUGAGCUUAGCCGAUUGUGAAGAGGAGCGAGAACGCGAAUUCAAACGUCUUCUGAAAGCCAAACUUAACUGGGUCCGAAUAUCGAAAUCGUGCAUAGCAAAAGCACUAGAGGAUGUUCGUGGCUAUUGCAUGUGUGAAGGACGCUUGGUCCCUGAAGUGAAUGGUGAUGAGGAUGGUCUGCGAUGGGCUGAUAAGAAAGCAAUGACACCUGAAGCGUGGAGACAACUGACACUGAGGGAGGCGGCGCGAUUGAUUGAUUGA